AUGCCGAUAUUCGAUUACAGCAACAAAGUCGUCCUCUUGACCGGUCUCGGCGCCGUUGGAGAGGGAUAUGGAAAUGGCACGGCCAUGGCGGCUGCGAUGGCGAGACAAGGAGCGAUUAUCUUUGGUUGUGAUAUCAACCUCGAAGCUGCCAACAAGGCUGCAGAAUUGAUCCGCAAUGAGGCUGAGGUCAAGAAUCAUCCGUCUCGAAAAGAGGGCAAGAACGCCGUUGAUGUCAUCCAGCAAUCGACCGACGUAACGAAAAGCGAUGCCUGUAAAGCAUUUGUCGAUGCCUGCAUGGACAAGCAUGGUCGAAUAGACGUGUUGGUGAAUAACGUUGGCAAGUCUGAACCAGGUGGACCAGCAGAGCUAAGUGAGGCAGUAUGGGACGCUCAAACAGACGUCAACUUGAAGUCCGUCUAUUUGAUGUGCCACUUGGUACUGCCUAUAAUGGAGAAGCAAGAGUCUGGCGGGUGCGUCUUGAACGUAGCAUCUGUCGCCGGGUUGCGGUAUAUCGGCAAGCCGCAGGUGGCUUAUGCUGCCACGAAAGCCGCCAUUAUCCAGUUCACCAAGACCACUGCAGUGAUAUACGCGCAGCGAACUGGAGGUAAAGUUCGGUUGAACACUGUCGUCCCUGGCCUGAUCAAUUCUCCACUGGUCUCUGUGCUUGCGGACAAGUAUGCUGGAGGUGAUCAGGAGGGAUAUCGAAAGACCAGAGACAAGCAGUCACCAACAGGCAAGAUGGGUUCCGUCGACGAUAUCGCGUAUGCGGCGUUGUAUCUCUGUUCGAAGGAAGCGAAGUAUGUGAAUGGCCAAGAGAUAGUUGUCGAUGGUGGCAUCACAAAUUCGACAGGACAGCCUUGA
This is a messenger RNA of Zasmidium cellare ATCC 36951, 861 nucleotides long. RefSeq lists its product as uncharacterized. Gene Ontology annotation, molecular function: oxidoreductase activity, acting on the CH-OH group of donors, NAD or NADP as acceptor. The transcript has 3 exons. The coding region runs from base 1 to 861 and encodes 286 amino acids. Lineage: Eukaryota; Fungi; Ascomycota; Dothideomycetes; Mycosphaerellales; Mycosphaerellaceae. The record is from RefSeq and is a predicted model, not a curated record.